Molecule: messenger RNA, 4323 nt
Organism: Trypanosoma cruzi
Lineage: Eukaryota; Euglenozoa; Kinetoplastea; Trypanosomatida; Trypanosomatidae
Exons: 1
Coding region: 1-4323 (1440 amino acids)
Biological process (GO): positive regulation of DNA-templated transcription
Molecular function (GO): protein binding
Source: RefSeq, a predicted model, not a curated record
AUGGAAAAUGACGGUGGAAGUCUCAUCUGCUCAGAGAAGGAAAGAGUGAACGAGAGAGAGACAGGAAGAAACACACAUACGCACACCAUUUAUGAAUGUGCGUGGUUGGAGAAUAUGUUGUUGUUUUUUGUUUUUUUGCUUUUUGCCCAUUUUUUUUUUUUUGUUUUUUAUCUUUGCGUCUUUUGUCUGUGUCUUCUUUUUGCUUCUUUGUGUUGUUUUGGUUUUAUUUAUUUCCGCCCAUUCAACUUUGAUGGACACUUUCCUGAGUCCGUUUCUUUUCUCCUCUCUCUCUGUAUAUAUGUGUUUGCAUGUGUUUCUGCUGGGGGGUUUUUUUGUUGCCUUUUUCUCUUUGCGUCGAGCAUCGUCUCGUCGCGGCGUCGCUUCCCCGUUGCGUCUCCUGCUGCAGUUGUGGGAGCAGAAACGCGCUGUGACCCUCCCGACCUCCUCCCUCUUCUUUUCCUCCUCCCUGUUUCUCUCCCGCAGGAAGUAGUAAUGCCACACACAACGCCCACGGCGGCGCGAAGAGAAGAGGAGGCUGCAGGAGAAAAGAGGGAUGUAAGCAGCAGGUCUGGCAGUGAAAGCGGCAGCAAAAACAACACAAACGACAACGAUGUCGCCGUGGAGGCACGACGACCGUCACGACGUGCACUGCACCGACAUGCCGUGAAGAAGUUUAAUGAACGGCGGAAAAAUGAAGAGCGAAGGCGUCUGGCGGACGAGCGCGAUGGGAAACUGUUGGACCGCAACAAUGCGACUGAAACUGUAGCUGGUGGUAGUGAAGGAACUCCCGUCUCUCAUGCCGACUGGGGCGGGGAACUGCAGGCCACGCAAUUGCUUCGUGUGAAUCCCAUGGAAAAAUCAAUUCUGAUAAAUAAGUGGGAGUUUGAGUUUUUUUUUCGGACAAUACCGUCUGAAUUAUUGCAGACGCCUGCGGAAUCGAAGGGUCCAGACACCGCCGUGGUUCCACCUUCCUCCUCGUCGCUUUACAAUGAGCAGGAGCAAUCGCUUGUUGUGCUGAAUGAUGAUAGGCAUCGAAAUUCGGGCGGAUCCAUUUCUCUGAAGACUCUGAUGCAGAGUAGUAUCACAAAGAGCAUUCAUGUAAGGCGUGUGGAAGGGGUCCCACCGCUUCCCAUGAAGACGCCGAUGCAGCCUGGAACAGACUUGGAUCAACCAACCCGGAACUACCUGUUACCGGACACAACGUAUAAUGUUCAUCAACACGCCCCGGGGUUCGAGCGCGAUCAGAAUGCAGCGAAGAGGUCGCUACUUGCCUGCGCCGUGCAGGAGUGGCGUGGUGGGGAAGAAAACGUUUUGCUGCUCUCAACGGGUGAGGCGCUGAGAAGUGUAUUUGAGUCCACAUACUGCGAUGAGAAGCCUCUUGCUUUAGAAGUGAGGCGAAUGGGGCCAACAUUGUUGAUUGACUCACACAAUGAGCGGGAUUUUCGCACAAGGGUGCGUGACAUGCGGGAGAAGGCGCUGUUGGGUAAAGCGCUCUACCGCAUUCACAACGAUGUCUUUUCUUGGAAAGAAACCGACGAUGAUAAUUAUGAGGGCGCAGGCGGUGGGGUUCUGUCACUACCGACACACCGCGUGGGGUCACUUGCCCUAUCAAAGGAGAUAAGAACACUGAGUCGAUAUUCACACAUAUUCUCAUGGGAGAUUGGUCUAAUGGAUGUGUUGGUUGGCAUUGACACACCCAUUGUGAUCGACCGUAGGGACAACACGGAGUUUGUACUGAAGUUGGAGAACACCUCAGUCGUCAUGACACCACAGGAGAUCCAACGUGAUGCAUUGCGGUGUUGGUUCGAUGCAACGCUUGCCAAUGUGCCGCAUGUUGGCAUCUAUGUACACAAUGAUGGUAUUAUUCAGCGGUAUGAAGUAAGAAAAGUGCAAGAAUUGCUUGGAAUUGUCGAGGGAAGCAUGGCAACGGCAGCCAUGAAUUUUACAAUGAAUGUGCUUCAAUGGUUGGUGAAGCAGUGUAAAAAGGAUGGGACGACGUAUGCGGUAAUACGCAACUACGAGUCGGGAUACUUGGAGAUUUAUGAAUACUCAAGAGAUGAGCGCCUUGAGAAGUUUCUCCCGGAUGAUGGGGCGUGCGGAAAAGGCAAUUUUGUGGGGGUCAAUGAUGUGAUAAACAAUAGUAAGUUCAACCGCGGCCGUGAGAAGUCUGGUGUAGAGGAGAUUACCGAGACGCAGCGGGCAGAGGAGGAGAAGAGCGCAGAGGAGAACGAGCGGCUUAACUGGGGGUUGGCGACCAUGUGCUUUCGAAUGGGUAUGCAUUUAAAGGACUCGGAACAGAAGGCAUCGGAUGCGGUUUCUUUGCUACUACGCAGCUUUGCCGUGUACUUUAUGCAACGUGCAAAGAUGGAUGAAGCUUGCAGUCAUGUGUGCGAAAUUGCAAAGUGUCUGCCUGCUCUUAUCGGUCGUCUGAUCAAAAAUCGAAAGGCGGCAAUUGAGGAAGCAGGUGGCAUCAUACAGUUGCCGGAAAUUUAUCGAGAAGCCUUUUUGACAUGUGGCCGCUUUGAAAUGCGCCUUCAGGAAGCCGCAUACGAUGAGACGCUUAGUGUCGCCAUACGCCGGGCCUUUUUGCGGUGUAUUCUGCCAUGUAGUGCCGCCUUAUGUGUGUGCGUUGCCCGUACGAUGGAAGAGUUUGCUGCAGAGCGGCGUGUGUACAUGCAGUUGCGGGCGGAGAAUAAUCGAGGUAGUCAUGUUCACAUCCACAGUCUUAUUGCGAAGGACCUUCUGCAGGUCGUCGUGGAGGGGCUGUUGCGCCUGGAGCAAAUGAACCGAAUUUUGAAAAGCGGUGCAGCACUCACAAAGGGCAUGCCGUUGGGCACAAAAGUGGAGUCAAUGGCAUUGAUGGAUACAAAAACAGAAAUACUUGACGUGACACCACUGGAAACCACGGUGUGGGAACUCUACACGGACGUUGUGCUCCUCGUCAUGAGCGACCGGACACCGUUUACGGCGGAUGUCCUGGUGGAACUGAGCCGCCGCAUCAAAGCCCGCGAGCAACGACGUCGUUGUGGAGGCGGCAGUAAAGACUGUGAUCAUGAGGACAACCACAACAGCAGCGGCAGCGGCAGCACGGAGACGAUUGUCGCAGGGGAGUCGACCCUGGCGUGGCUGUCGGCCCUUACGCCUGAUGUCGUGUCGCUCUCCUUCACGGCGCUGCGGUUCCUCACAAGAGCGGGCCUUCAGUCCAAGCGGCUCCUAUCGAAGACGGCGCAGGUGUACUACCACGUGGGGCACCAUUACUUUUUGACCGACCGCUACACCAAGGCGCUCGAGUCCCUACACCGAGCUCAGUCACUCUUCAAGGCGAUGCAGCAAGCUCCGGCAGACACAGUGUUUGGUGCGUGUUGCACCUCCUCCGCAACGGUGACACUACGAAACGUUCAGCAAUCACUGGGUGAAUUGUACAUUCGCAUGACACGCCUUAAAACCCGUCCUGUGCCAACCGAAAUGAAACUGAGUUUGCAGCAGCCACUGCUGAUGGGUGAAGUGCAGGAGUUAUCACAGGAGGAGGAGAAUUUUUUCCGCCACGCGGUUGAUUCCUUUACGAGUUGCGAGGCAAAGGAACAGCUGGCGUCCGCCCUCAGAAAAUACGCCUCGCGGCAAAUUGGUCAAGUUGCCUUCAGUGGCCAACAAGCGGAUGUCGCAAAGGGGCGUCAUAUCUUCUCCAUGUUGCGGAAGGUUGGGGAGCUGACUUCCAAUGACGUUGAAAUUGACUGGGAGGUCCUGCGGCUGUUUACAUGCUCAGCACAUCACGCGGCCCUGCAACACCGAGCGGAGCUGAUCUUGUCACAGUGGACAGCAGGUGGCGGAACACCCGAGGCGGGUGCUGUACGCAUGCCACUGAAACUCAUGUCCACCGUGCAUCCUGUGGAGUGUGCAUUGCAGAUGGCUCUCGUGUCUCUCUCACUGUUGGAGAAUAAAAAGAAGGUUAAGAUGCACCAAGUGAUGGGUCUUUUGCGGGCAAGUGUCGCCCAUCUCAUGGUUGCAAUAAAAGAUGCUCAUGCGGCGAGCAAGACACCUGGUGCUCUGCUGGUUCGUGCCAUGUCCACAUGGAAAGCGCGCUGCACACAUGAGUGGGUAUGCCGCAUUUCAAUAAUGAUGAGCCUUCGCGCCAUGCGAGUAAUGGUGCGUCUGUUAACAGGCGAUAAGGCAUCGGAGGCGAAGCAGCUGCUUCGACGACUAAUAGAAAUGGAGGAAAAACAUUCUGAGAUUUUAAAUAAAUCGGAGAUUUGCACGGGAAAAUGUCAAUUUUGGCGCCUCUCUGAAACCCUUAUGGAGUCUUUGCAGGAUGUUGCCAAGUGGUGA